This is a messenger RNA of Lingula anatina, 913 nucleotides long. Its product is annotated as transmembrane 6 superfamily member 1-like. The record is from RefSeq and is a predicted model, not a curated record. Lineage: Eukaryota; Metazoa; Brachiopoda; Lingulata; Lingulida; Lingulidae.
GGUCGUUUUGUGGGGAAACGUUGAAAGUGUACAGAAGAUUUUGGAUAUCGUACUGCAGUUUGGACCCUUCAUAUGCGAUGAUUCUCUGAUUUCAGAGGCGCUUCCAACAGUUAUGUCAGCUUAUGAUGCAACAGUGGUGUUCAUCACUUCUUUCUUAGCAAUACCGCUAUGUUAUUUCAGUAACUAUGCAUUCAAUGCAGUUCAGUCAAAGAACGAACUACUGGUGUUCGUCAUCGGGACCGUCGCAAUCCUGUUGGUAAUAUCCAUAACGUGGAGUUUGCUCAGGAAAAACAAUACCGGCAAAACGAACCCUUUGUUCACUGUGAUGAGCAUUUUCACACUGGCAUCAGUAGUGGACCUUAUAUCGGCACUCGAGUUGGAUGGCAUCAUUGAAGGUUUCAUGAGCUUUUAUCUGAAGCAUGGUGAACCGUACCUAAGGACUGCCCAUGGUACUAUCAUUAACUACUGGGAUGGCAUUAUUCACUAUGGGUUGUAUUUGUCCAUGCUGUCUGCUAUGGCAUGGAAUCAGGGCUACCAUGAAGUUGGUCUGUACUGGGUGGGAUCUAUCACACAUAGCAUGAUUGUGCUUGUGCUGGGUGCACUAACAGGGAAGUAUGGAAUAAAAUGGUCAUUUCUCCUGAAUGUCCCAUACUGUAUUGUGCCAGUCUGGUUUGGUGUAAAACUUUUGAGGGAACCGGUUCCAGUGCUAAAGGAAUCUUCUGAGUUCACCUUGAAGAGCAUUUGGAAGAGACCCAUUGAUGUAUUGCUCAUCUUGUACUUCAUAUUUGCCUCAGGUUUGGCAGUGAUGAGAGGAAUGGGAUGGUCCAGUGUGAUAUAUGUAUGGCAAGAAUUGUCUAAUAUUUAUCAAAUGCCAGUUAGAAAAGACAGAAAAGUGGUUUCUGCAGAUGAAUGA